Brassica rapa (field mustard) is the source of this 1969-nucleotide messenger RNA. Its product is annotated as E3 ubiquitin-protein ligase At1g12760. The record is from RefSeq and is a predicted model, not a curated record. Gene Ontology annotation, biological process: protein ubiquitination; ubiquitin-dependent protein catabolic process. Lineage: Eukaryota; Viridiplantae; Streptophyta; Magnoliopsida; Brassicales; Brassicaceae. Gene Ontology annotation, molecular function: ubiquitin protein ligase activity. Gene Ontology annotation, cellular component: plant-type vacuole.
AUUAUCUAGUUUAAUUUCAUAGGUAUCCCCGAGAAUUCACCAGGAUUAAUUGGCUGCUUUAGCUGUCUUAUGAACAAAUGAUAGCUUAGCCUGAAAACUGCAGAUCUUGAGAUACAAUCUAACUCAAUUUCGGAUCCUCAGAAACUGCAUAUCUAGUUUCAGAUUCCCUAUCAUAUAUGUAACCUUGAUAGUAACGAUCAGUUGGAUCAUAUGAUCAUGUUUUAGACCAUAACAUACAUAUAUGAAGCAAAUAUUUUUAGCAAAAAAAAAAAAAAAAUUAGAAAUAUCAAAAUAUGAAUUUCAGACACAUUUAAUGCAAAGUUAUAUAAAUAACCCCGUAUAAAUAGAAUAUUUACAUUUAUACCCCGGUUACUUGUCCGAGUGUUGACCGUUGACCAAUAAAUAUUCUGUUAAUUUCCUUAAUCAUCGUCUCCUCUCUCUCUCUUUCCUCUUCCUCUCUGUGCACGAUUCGAAACCCUAGCAAUUCCAAUUUCGUCUCCUGAGAUCGAAUCCUCACCUCUUUAUGGCGUAACUCCACACCAAUUUCAUCAAUUUAGCCUUUUUUUCCUGGAAACAAUGUCAACGGAGACUACAACGAAUUCGUCAUCCUUCGAUCCGGCACCGUUGCUUUCGAGCGGCGAUGAAAACGAGGGACGCAGCAACAACGGCGGGGAACGGAGAUCCGCGAGGAGACAGGGGCUGAGGGAGGCGGCUAUGUUUCUAAGCCGCGCGAGCAGCGGAGGACGAGCGAUGCGGGAGCCGUCUAUGCUCGUGAGGGAGGCUGCGGCGGAGCAGCUCGAGGAGAGACAGAGCGAUUGGGCUUACUCGAAGCCCGUCGUGGUGCUCGACAUCGUGUGGAACUUGGCGUUUGUCUCGGUGGCUGCUGGUGUUCUUGUGAUGAGUAGGGAUGAGAAUCCGAUAAUGCCGCUUAGAGUUUGGCUCUUGGGGUAUGCGUUGCAGUGUGUGGUGCAUAUGGUUUGUGUGGGGAUUGAGUAUAGGAGGAGGAAUAGGGUGAGAAGUAAUAGGACUCCUCGGUCACGUUCUUCUUCGUCGUCUUCGUCCUCUAUGGAGGAAGAUGGUUUGGGUUCGAGGAGGAGUUCACAUGAGCAGCUGGAGAGCGAAAGCAGCAGCAGUGUGGCAAAACAUCUGGAAUCUGCCAACACCAUGUUUUCGUUUAUUUGGUGGAUCAUUGGGUUCUACUGGGUAUCUGUUGGUGGCCAAGAGUUAGCACAAGAAUCCCCACGGAUUUACUGGUUGUCUAUUGUCUUCCUUGGUUUCGAUGUGUUCUUCGUUGUCUUCUGUGUUGCGUUGGCCUGCGUUAUUGGCAUUGCUGUUUGCUGCUGCCUGCCAUGCAUCAUUGCAGUUUUAUACGCUGUUGCAGAUCAGGAAGGGGCUUCGAAAGAAGACAUUGAACAGCUCACCAAAUUCAAGUUUCGGAAAGUCGGUGAUGUUAACAAACACGCGGGUGAUGAGGCUCAAGGAAACACCGAUGGAAUAAUGAUCGAGUGUGGUACAGAUUCACCCGUUGAACAUACACUUCUCCAGGAGGAUGCAGAAUGUUGCAUCUGUCUAUCUGCUUAUGAAGACGGAACAGAGCUAAGGGAACUUCCUUGUGGCCACCAUUUCCACUGCUCAUGCGUAGACAAAUGGUUAUACAUAAAUGCGACUUGCCCACUCUGCAAAUACAACAUCCUCAAGAGUAGCAACUUGGACCGUGAGGAAGUUUAGAUGAAACAGCUUUUAUUAUUCGUGACCCCACACAACAUUUGAUCAAAGGAACUUGGGGGGGUCCAAAGGUAAAACACGACUAAUGUUAUUAGAUAUGAUGCAUUGUUUGUGAAUGAUAUGAUAUGAUAUAUACAAAUUUAUUGUACUUUUGUCUGUCUUUUAUAAUUUGGUUUGGAAAGGAAUCAGGUUCUGUAAAUCUUAUGUCUAUCAUCUCUCACUUGUAACCUGUCUUUUGGUAUUA